Thecamonas trahens ATCC 50062 is the source of this 1113-nucleotide messenger RNA. RefSeq lists its product as uncharacterized. NCBI's taxonomy places the organism in Eukaryota, Apusomonadida, Apusomonadidae. The record is from RefSeq and is a predicted model, not a curated record. The transcript has a single exon. Bases 1 to 945 code for a protein of 314 amino acids.
AUGUCCGCCCACGCUGAUGAGCUCGAUGCGCUCCGCUCUGCUGCUGCUGAUGCUGCCUUUGCUGCUGCGCUCCAUUCGGCACCGGCCAUCAAUGAGCUGGCGGCAAACAUUGAGGUCUCGCUGGCCACGGUCGAUGCCCUUGUGGCCGAGGUCGUCGCCAUUGGUCACGCUGCAGAGCACCUGCUCGACCGAGGCGACACAGGCGAUGUCGGCACGCUCACAGACGAGCUGGACAACUCGCUGCUGGGGUCUGUUCUCCAUGGCGAUGACGCACUCGUGUCAUCCCGCGAAUAUGGCUGCUGGGGCGCAGAGCCCCACGACAGCGGCCGUGCUCUGCUCUCGUCGUCACUGCUCUCGAUCUCGCAGAUCGGCGCCUCGCCGCCGCCCCCGCAGACGCCGCCUGCUGCGUCCCGGUCACCGCAUGCCGCAAUGACCGCACCGGCCUCACCAUAUGCCCGCGCCGCCAUCCACCGCGCGGUCGAGCGGCUGCACGGCUCCCCCGGCCUGCUUGUUGGAUGUGAGUCUCCGCAAACUGCUGAUGCCCGCCAGACUGUAGCCGCCGAGGAGAUGCUCUCGGAUCAUUACGCCUGGCAUGUGGGCUCGCUUGAUGCCGCCGCUGCUGUCGUAGACGCUGUCAUCGCCGACGAAGCUGAUGCCGCUGCCAAUGAUACAUGGCGCGAGUCGGCAGCAGACAGUAUUUUGCACGACGAACUCGUCGCGCUCAUGCGCGAGGCGGCCGCUGAGGCCGUCGACGACGUCGCGCUCGAGGAGGACUACUCGGUCGGUUCGUCGUACUGGGGCGAUGACGAUGCCGAUGCGGGACAAACUCCUGUUUCCGACACCGCCACCGCAGCAUCCAACCCUGCCCCAUUGUCCAAACCGUCCCGCGCAGCGCGCCCGACGCGCCCAGCACCGCGCCCGCCGCUCCUGCUCCCCGCCCAAUGACAGCUCGGCCGCAGCUGGACCACCCCGUGAGCGAGCAUGAUCACACCGUCAAAGGCUGGGACAAGCUCGGGAUCGUGAGUCACAGCGACCACAACAAGUCCACGCCGCGCCGCCGCUGCCAAAACCUGCGGCAGCACCCGGUCGCGCCGUUUGCCCACAUCCAUCUUA